Messenger RNA from Ictidomys tridecemlineatus (thirteen-lined ground squirrel), 8857 nucleotides. It is a transcript of the gene Kcna3, whose product is annotated as potassium voltage-gated channel subfamily A member 3. Gene Ontology annotation, molecular function: delayed rectifier potassium channel activity; protein binding. The record is from RefSeq and is a predicted model, not a curated record. Gene Ontology annotation, biological process: potassium ion transmembrane transport; action potential; protein homooligomerization. Lineage: Eukaryota; Metazoa; Chordata; Mammalia; Rodentia; Sciuridae. Gene Ontology annotation, cellular component: voltage-gated potassium channel complex; axon; membrane.
GGCGGCUGUGACCGCUAUGAGCCGCUCCCGCCCGCGCUGCCGGCUGCGGGCGAGCAGGACUGCUGCGGGGAGCGCGUGGUCAUCAACAUCUCGGGGCUGCGCUUCGAGACGCAGCUUAAGACCCUCUGCCAGUUCCCAGAGACGCUGCUGGGCGACCCCAAGCGGCGCAUGAGGUACUUCGACCCGCUCCGCAAUGAGUACUUUUUCGACCGCAACCGGCCCAGCUUCGACGCCAUCCUCUACUACUACCAAUCCGGGGGCCGCAUCCGCCGCCCGGUCAACGUGCCCAUCGACAUCUUCUCCGAGGAGAUCCGCUUCUACCAGCUGGGAGAGGAGGCCAUGGAGAAGUUCCGCGAGGACGAGGGUUUCCUGCGCGAGGAGGAGCGGCCCCUGCCCCGCCGCGACUUCCAGCGCCAGGUGUGGCUGCUCUUCGAGUACCCCGAGAGCUCGGGGCCGGCCCGGGGCAUUGCCAUCGUGUCCGUGCUCGUCAUCCUCAUCUCCAUCGUCAUCUUCUGCCUGGAGACGCUGCCCGAGUUCCGCGAUGAGAAGGACUACCCGGCCUCGCCGUCGCAGGAGGUCCUUGAGGCGGCCAGCAACAGCACGUCGGGGGCUCCCGCGGGAGCCUCCAGCUUCUCGGAUCCCUUCUUCGUGGUGGAGACCCUGUGCAUCAUCUGGUUCUCCUUUGAGCUGCUGGUGCGAUUCUUCGCUUGCCCCAGCAAGGCCACCUUCUCAAGAAAUAUCAUGAACCUGAUAGACAUUGUGGCCAUCAUCCCAUAUUUUAUCACCCUGGGCACCGAGCUGGCUGAGCGACAGGGCAACGGACAGCAGGCCAUGUCCCUGGCUAUCCUAAGGGUCAUUCGCCUGGUGAGGGUCUUCCGCAUCUUCAAACUCUCCCGCCACUCCAAGGGGCUGCAGAUCCUGGGGCAGACACUGAAGGCUUCCAUGCGGGAGUUGGGGCUGCUCAUCUUCUUCCUCUUCAUUGGGGUCAUCCUUUUCUCCAGUGCGGUCUACUUUGCCGAGGCAGACGACCCCGCUUCAGGUUUUAGUAGUAUCCCGGAUGCCUUCUGGUGGGCAGUGGUAACCAUGACAACAGUCGGGUAUGGAGAUAUGCACCCAGUGACCAUAGGGGGCAAGAUCGUGGGGUCUCUUUGUGCCAUCGCUGGUGUCUUGACCAUUGCAUUGCCGGUUCCUGUUAUUGUUUCCAACUUCAAUUACUUCUACCACCGGGAGACAGAAGGGGAAGAGCAAGCCCAAUACAUGCACGUGGGAAGUUGCCAGCACCUCUCCUCUUCAGCUGAGGAGCUCCGAAAAGCACGGAGCAACUCGACUCUAAGUAAGUCGGAGUAUAUGGUGAUCGAGGAGGGGGAUAUGAACCACAGUGCUUUUCCCCAGACCCCUUUCAAAACGGGCAAUUCCACUGCCACCUGCACCACGAACAAUAAUCCCAACUCCUGUGUGAACAUCAAAAAGAUAUUCACCGAUGUUUAAUAUAAGAUACGAGUGACAUACUGUGCUAAGUAUUGUGUGGAACGUGCCCCCUUGGUCUGUGAUGCCCUUGUUUUGUACAUUUCCAGACCAUUCAUCAAGGAAAGGACCUGAAGUAGUGGAAAGCACACUUCAUUCUCCCCCUCCCUACUGCUUCACACGGAAACAGGUGCCUGUGUUGCAGGUGGGCUGCACAUUCUCUCAGCUCUCCUUUUGCCCCUCCCCCUCUCUCUUGAUUUUUGUGAUCAACAAUCUUACAUUAAACUUGUUUUCGAGUUACAUGCCCUAUUUAAAAAAAAAAAAAAGUACAUCCUGGGAGGAAAUGAAACUAAAGAACAGUUGGAGUAACUGUUUAACCUCAAAAUUUAAACGUAGUUGUUUCUUUACUAAGUAAAGAAGACAAAUAACUUCAAUGAUGCUUUAGUUUGGUGGACCCUUCAACGUUAUUUAUUAAAUAUUUAGUUCAGUUUCUACCGGCUGGGUACGUGGAUGAGAAGUCUUAACUGGAACUAUGACUGUAAACCCACCAUAAGUUUGGUGUUUGACUGGAGUUUCUAGAUGAAUCCUCUCCUCCCAGAAUCUUCAAGGUCUCUACAACUUUGAACAAAAGGAAAUACCCCAAAACGUCCUGAUCUAAUUACCUUAACUCUUUGGGGCUUGCAAUGCAUUUUGAAAGUCUUUGGACUGUCAGAUUCUGGUGAAAUUUAUGCAUAUGUCCCAGCCAACAUCUAUCAAAGUCUAAAAACAGAUGUUUUCAGUGCUGGUGAGAAACAAAAAAAUUUCCUAAUGCAUGUGAGAGAUAAGCUUCUUCAGUAUCGCAAGAAGAUUAAAGUGGCAGACACCCCUUCCAGCAGAAGUUACUAAUUCGGACCUGACUGAUGCAGUUCCCAUAGCAACCCAUGUUUCCUGGGAAACCCGAAAAAGGUUGUCAUGGCAUCUUUUGCUCUCUAGCCCCACCCCCAGCCCCUUCCGUUUCCACAGUAACCUUUCCAGAUGGUUCCUACUUAACGUGAUUUCAUAAGGAAAACCACUAUUUGAAUAAACCGCACAAAUAAAGUUAGGUCUGAGAAUCUAAGGCGGUGAAAAGAACCAGGAAAUGCAUUUUUUUUUUUGCUAUGAAAAUCAUUGAUGUUAUUCCAUAAUGACUGAAAGAAGGAAAAUAUCAUCUUUGGAAUGUUACUUGUAAACCACAAUAAGACAUGAUCUGAAUUAAAUGCCAGGUGUUAGGUAAUAAUUUUAAAAGAUGCUUCUCUACAGUUUUCUUUCCCCACGAAGUGACAAGCCAACAAAUGGAAUUUAAAAGCAAAUGUAAAAAGUGUUCUGUACAUAAGCAAAUGAGAGAUUCCAUGUUCCUGAAACUAUUACAAGGGACCUUCAGAUUUCCUCACUUUAAAAAAAAAAAUUACAAAGACAGGUCCUACAACCUGUCACCAUCACAGCACUUGAAAAGCUAAAUAAACUUCAAAUAUGUAAAGGAUGCACAUUUUUAACUGAGGGAAUUACAGGCAAUCAACGGAAAGGAGGAUCGGGAAGAAACCAGACCUUGAGGGAACACCUGCAAGUGUCGGCCAUAUGCUAAGGGUUGCCAGCAGACAAACAGAAUCAGCAGAUUCCUGAAGACCCCACAUAAAGAACUGUACAGCAGCACUAACCAGUGGAAUACUCAGUUUUGAAUUGCCUGGAUCAAGAAUGCAGUGGCAGUUAAACCACUGAGGGUGGUGAUCUGUCUGCCAGCACAUAUUUUUAUUUCAGUUGACAUUAAGUAGUACGUGUCUAACAUAUGCUUUACAUGAAGAAAAUGGCUCAGAGCUGGAGGAUUCUCUUCAUAUUAUGCGCAGCAUAAAAGAUACUGGUCAAGAUACAAAGAAGAAUGUUAAAUAAGGUACCAUUUCAGCCUUUUGACAUUUUGAUGAAAACUCAUCAUCUGGAAACUAUAAUCAGUGUUACAGAUGAAGAAAAUCUAAACGUUUGGUUCUAACAAGCUAACUAUGACUGUUUUGUUUUGUUUUUAAUUAAUUACCGGACUGUAUUUAAUCAUGAGAUACAUGUGUUGUGUUCUGUGUUCUGAGUUCAUGUGAAGUUUGAUUUUGCGAAGAUGUGCUUUGUACCAAAGGCUCCCAUACAUAGAGCAGCCCAUUUACAUAUAAUAAGUGAAGUCUACACUGUGCCCAGAUAAAUAAUAUUAAAGACAGACUUGCCCAAAAGAAAUGUGCCUUGCUCAAUUAAGCAUUCUCUUAUUUUCUAAUUCAAAAUUAUAGAUUUAAAAAUUAGUCGUACGGGUAGGUUUUAGUUGAUCUUAACUUCAUGGAAAUAUAUUAGUACUUACUAUAUGUUUGUCAUAUAUCAACUAAAACUUUAACAUUUAAUUAAUACUUUGAAACAGUUCAUAUAUUAUGUAUUAAUUCAAUUUUAUUUUCAUGGGAUGUUUGAUGUAGUGAGACAAAGCACAUUCCAAAAAGCUAUACAUAUAUAUAUACAUUAUAUAUAUAUAUAUAUACUUAUAUAUUUCAUCUGAUGUUUAUAGCUUUUCCUUCAAAAUUAUAAGUGUAAAAGAUUCCUUGACUCAUUUCUAUUUUUAUAUUCUUUUAGAAAUGGAGCUCUUUUUCAACUAAAAGAAAAAAAAACACAAGAUUUUAGUUGGAAAAGAGAUUUAGGAGGUCAUGAGGAUCGUUUCCCAUUUGGGGACAUUUCACUUCUGUGCCAUUAUCAAUGUAUUUACUGUGACAUUUCAGCAGAAUGGUAGCUAUUUGUAUAUUAUUUUAUAAGCCUUAUGGAAAGUCAAACUGUGAACAUUUAGUAUAUAGAAUCUAGUAUACGGAAGAGUUUUUUUUCAUUUCCAUAUUUUAUUUUCAAAAGACAUCUGAACAAGCACAUAAAUAACCACUCUCCUGCUACUUAAAUGCAUCACAAUGCUAAAUUAUGAUAAGAACACUUAUGGAAUUUUAGUUUCCAUAAAAAUAUUUCAGUGACAAAGCCAAUAUUUUAAAAAACACUUUUGGGUUCCCUAUAGAAGGAACUGCAGGUGAUGAAUUUCAUUAAUAUAGAAGAAUCAUUAACUAAACAAUCAUACACCUACUAGCAACAAAACAGAUGGAUAGGAGGUACAAUCCAGGUAAUGUCUACAAUGAAUUUUUCACAAUCUGCUGGUAAUUUCUUUGUGAUCAAAAUUGAAGCCCAGAUCACAAUAGGAAAAAGAGAAGUAAAGGAAUGAUGACUAUCUCAAAUGUGAGCUAUGUGAACCUUUAAUCAUGAUGAUUUGUGACUAAAAUAGAGCCCCCACUUUAUUUUUUUUUCUAUGUUUGCCCAGGUAGUAGAGAUACUGUCCCAGGAAACAGCCAGUCCAUGGCAGCCAACUUAAUCCCCAUAACUGAUGAUCACAGCCUGGUUAGCAAGAAAAUAAUCUAUAACAGCAAUGAGGACGAUUGAAACAAACUGAUGAACGGUGUGAUAGGAGUUCUAGACAUUCAGAUAUUUUAGAAAGGAUUGGUAGGUCUUACAAAAAUAGACACAAAAAUUGCUUUCAUAAAUCACCAGUGGUACAACUUUAAGCAUUAUAGUAUAUAUCGUAUCUGAGUCAUUAUCAUAAGCUGCAGCUUAAAAUAAAGACAAAACCUGAACUUUUACAGUAAAAGGACAGAAUAGUAUCAAAUGAGAAACCUGUCACACCAGAUACAGAGUAGAAAUAGCACCAGCCUAGAUAAUGGGGGACAGAAUUCUUGCUCACGUCCUACCUGUGGGACCCUAGGUAAGACAGUAACCAUUGCUAGGCUUCAGUUUGCCAGGUGUGCUGGUUCAGUAAUCUCCAAAGCCCUUUACAGCCUCCAAACCUUGUUAUGCACAUUUCUUGAAAAAUGCUUUGAAGAAUGCUGUCUUUUGCCUUUCUGAAGAAAAGAAUAAAUUGAAAUAAGAUUUAAGCCUUGAAAGUAUCAAGCUGAUCAUUCCUCCAUUGGGUGUGAGAAGAGGAAAUAGGAUUCUUUAUCCUCUAAGAAUUUUCACUCAUCUAUAAUGGGAACAUGAAAAGGUAAAGAAAAAAAAAUCACUGGUGAAGGGAAACAGAUUAAUAGCUAGAAAGUGGGGAGGAUAUUUGUUAAAUAUAUGUUCAAAAUAAUUUGAUGUUAAGGUGAUUUUCAAAUUGUAUUUGAAAUGCUAACAUGGUUCAGAGCUUUAUUGCACACUCAAAAUUUUAAGGUGGAAGAAAGAGUAAUAGGGAUCUCUUGAUUCUUUUUACACAAGAGAGCUUUUAAGCAGGUAAAUGGCUCUGCCAGUGACUCUUAAUUACCCCCAAGAAAGUCCCUUUAACUUCUCAGAGCCCACAAUUCUUUGCCUGUUAAGUGAAGAAUUUAAAUUUAGUAAUCUCUGUUUCUUUUUAUCUUCAAAAAUUCUAUGACACUUUAAGAUGGUUAUAAUUUAUGCAUACAUGUACAUGUUGUCCCCCGCCCCCGUCACUAAGAUGCCACAUCUCUCUACUUACGUGACUAAACAGAUUGCAAAUCCAAAUGUUCAUGUUUCUACUUUUACUAAUUGACCUCAACAAGACAUUAAAAAAGGUAAAUCUUAUUUUCAUUCUGACCAUAGCUUACUUAUGAUUUCUUAUUUUAUCUUGGAAUGCAGAGUUAGUUACCUAAACAGAAUAUCUGUUCAAGUUACUCUUCAAAUUUUUGUAGUUUAAUAAACAUUUAGCAUAUGAGAAUCAAAAUAUUGUGCUCACCAAUGAACUAUAGCUGAUUGUAAGGUACAUCUUUGUCACACUUAAAAGUUAAUCCCCUUUUGGUCCCAGAAACAAUGACUGUAGUAUAAAAUAAAACUUUGCGAAUUUAUCUGGAUACAAAGGAGGCCUAAUAGAGUCAGAUUAUAACUAAUUUUGCUCAGGAGUGAGAAAUAAAAUUCAGGGAUAACCCAAACACUUUUGCUUGGCAUUAGCGGACAGUUUAAAAAAAAGAAGGGUAAUAGCUUUUGCACAACAAAGUUAACAGGUAACUGUACCCACUGACAAACAGGAUUUAUUCUGGAUGCUGGUUUUAUGGUAGAAAGAGGUUAGGUUAGAAGAAUGCUAGAAUUUGGACACUAGAGAAAUUAUUAAAAUGCUAGCAAUCCAUUUGAAUAAUACAGAAAUAUUUUGUCAUACUGAGAUUAUUUGUCCAGAAGUUUAGUCUUAUAUCCCUUCCAUUCAGAAAAGGGGGCAAUUUUUAAAGGCCUCUGUCAUAAUAGGAAAUGUAUAUUUUGACUAGUAGAGAAACUAAGUAAAACAUUUAAUCUAAUAAUUUUGAGUUUUGUGAAUCUGAAUUUUCACUUUAGGUGUAAUUGAGUGUCUUAUGUGUUAGUGUUAGUGAUCUUUGUGAGAAGUGAUUUCCUUGUUUUUUUUAAAGUUGGUGAAAUUUGCAAAGUGGUGAUUCUGGCAUAUUGUGUUAAUACUCUAUCUUUCAACCAUUUGUGAACUGACUGUACUAAACAAACCAUAGUAGUAUCUCUUCUGGUAAAUUGUUUCUAUGGUGUGAUCUCUUAAUGCUGGGUUUGGGGUGGGGGAGGUUAAGUAUUUAGUUUCAUCAUCAAAUUGUCAAAGUGUUUUUCUUAAAUGCCAUAAAAUUGUGUGACUAUAAACCAAAUAAAAAUAUCCUCUUUUUUUUUAAUUUUAAGGGCCUUGUAUAGACCAUUUUGGGAACUACACCAUAAAUGGUAUCAUUUAUGUUUAAAAGUUUAUAUAUAUAUAUAUAUAUAUGUGUGUGUGUGUAUAUAUAUGUGUGUAUAUAUAUACACAUGCACACACACACAAGGGAAAGCAAAACAGUGUAUUUUGUAGAAUUUCUAUGUAAUAUGCAAAAUGUUUUAAGAAUGGUUUUGAAAUACCCCAGAGAUGGUAAUUAUGUAGUGAUCAGAAUAACAAAUACCACUUCAAGUUUUUCACUUGUUUAUUUACAUAGAACAUUUAUAUUCUACUUGGUAAAGAUCAUGCCUAUAUUGUAUUUAAUUUCUAAAACAUCCUCAUGAAGUGUUGGUUCCACCUGAAGUUUAGAGAUUGAACAAUCUAAAUAAGUGUAGAAGGCUCAAAUGACUUGUCCAAGAUUGUCUGGUCAAUAAGUGGCUCUAGAUCUCAUGUUCUUUAGACUUUCACCCUCUGUCAUGUUGUAUUCAUCCUAUUACUGCCUUUAUGUUUAAAACUUUGACUAACAUUUAAUUUUAAAAGAAAUUUGGAAAAUUUGAGGGUUUGGUGAAAAUGCAUUGCUGCUAUUAUCAACAGACCUUUUUAGAUACUUCCGAACUAGUCCUUCACCAAGAAUAUUCCACCUGAAACUUAUUAAGUUCACUCACCCUGACCAUAGACAGUAGAUUCCUUUGAUAUUGAAAUGCUAGACUGAAAAAUGAUCUUCCUCACUGAUCUAAUUUCCUUUUUAAAAAUCCACUAUAAUGACUGAUUUCUGAACAGUUGAAAGAAGCAAUACAAGAAACUGUAGCCAUUCUGAUACAGAGAGAAAAAAAAUUACUAGAACCACCAAGUUAACCAUUUUCUAGACUCUUAUUUCUCAUCACACACUUUCUGUGAUUAGGAGAGUACAAGGAAGGGAAAGUGGGGAAGAAAACUAUAUUUUAAGAAAACUCAUCUUUUCUGUAAUUAUACAAAAGAUUUGAUUAUCAGAUAUUAAGGUAGCAGUAUUACUAACAUUUAACCAUAGUUCAAAUAUUUGUUAAACUUUCUCCACAUAUUUGAAAAUGCACUUAAGAGUUUUCCCAGCUAAAAUCUAAUGACUGUUCAGUUUGAAUGUGGAGAACGUUCAUGCAUUAAUCUAGGACAAAUACAUUUUUAUUCCUUUUCAAACAACAGGUAGGCACUGUUAAUGCUUUCCCUUGUAAGUCAACAGUCUGUGAUACAUUAUGUACUUUUACUGACUCGCAAUGCAAUGCUACUGUGAAUAUUUAAGUGAACAUGUGCUUAUUAUAUAAGAAAUUAAAAUUUUCUAACCUUAAAGUUAGUUCUCUUCAUCAAAUAGAUAAGUCAAACAAGUACUAUUUUGUAUGGAAUGAAGUAAUAAUCAUUCUUAAUUAUAAUAACAAAUAAUGGAAUUCUGAAUAUGAUGUAAAACCAAACAUACAUUUUUUUAAAAUUUUUUCUAUAUUCAUUUUUUUGACAUUGAUUUAUGUUAAUUUAUCACAUAUUGAUGUAAAAUUAAAAUAAGCUCGUAUACUAUGUUCUCUGAUGUUCUUGUUAUAAUUGUGGGCCUUCUGUUAAGUAAACAGCAGUAAAUGCCUGUGAGUUUUGAUUUUCUGAUGUUUUCAUCUAAUCCAUUUUUCAAAUUUGUCAUUGGAUUUAAAGUAUUUUCAUUGCAAAUAUUGCAUACAUAAUUCAAUAAAAGACCCCAAAAAACUCCGGUUGCUCAUA